GAGCCUGGGUUUGGUCUCAAGGUCUAAGGUCCAAGGUUCUGCACCUCCACAGUAUGGAAAAAUUGUGGGAAUGAACUGUGUGGCUGAGAAAUCUAGCUUGUAGCAGCUUGCGAAAUGCUUGGCGACACAGUGACCAUCUGGAGUGAACGCAAAGAGGACCGUCAAAGUCCAAAGAAGCACUGAGCUGACGUAACGGCACAGGGCCCCAUGGUUUUAUCAUAUGGCAAGAGAAGAUCCGGGAUAAGAGCAGUGGAGAAUUAACUGCUCAGAAGGGACGCAGCGUGCCAACAGAGCUCUCUCCGCUGCUCGAGCAUUUGACCUUCCAUGGCCCCUCUCACUCGGGAGGAGAUCCAAAAGUUCCGCCGAGACGGAUUCCUGGUCCUCGAAGAGUUUUUCAGCGCCGAGGAGUGUGAUGCGAUGAGGGCCCAGAUCCAAAGGAUCGUUGCCGAGAUGGAUGUGCCUCCGCACUGCCGCACAGAGUUUUUGACGAAGGAGCAGGAGCAGCUGCAGGCGCAGAUGCAGGGCAGCGCAGAGUAUUUCCUUACCAGCGGAGACAAGAUCAGGUUCUUUUUCGAAAAAGGUGUUUUCAGUGAAAAAGGAGAGUUUCUUGUUCCACGAGAGCGAUCGAUUUGCAAAAUUGGCCAUGCACUGCACGCCCACGACCCCAUCUUCAAGCGGGUCACUCACGCCUCGCAAGUGCAGGCGUUGGCAAAAGAAAUUGGGCUCAGGCGUCCUGUGGUGGUGCAGAGCAUGUACAUCUUCAAGCAACCUGGCAUUGGAGGUGAAGUGACUCCGCAUCAGGAUGCCACGUUUCUGCAUACAGACCCUCUGGGCAGGGUUGUGGGUCUCUGGAUAGCCCUGGAAAAUGCCACACAAGAGAACGGUUGUUUGUGGUUCAUCCCUGGCUCCCACACAAGUGGGAUCACUCGUCAGAUGGUCCGAACCGCGCCUGGGACGGUGCCAUGUACCACAUUUGUGGGCCGCGAGCAGCCGUACGAGGAGAGUCGGUUUGUUCCUGCCCCUGUUGGGAAAGGUGGCACUGUGCUCAUUCACGGGGAGGUCGUCCAUAAAAGUGAGCACAACUAUUCGGAAAAGUCCCGCCACGCCUACACGUUCCACCUGAUGGAGGCCGAGGGGACCACCUGGACUGCAGAAAACUGGCUUCAGCCAACUCCCUCCUUGCCUUUCCCACCUCUAUACACACACAACUAAGAACCGGGAUCCUCCGAGCGCGACUGGCUGGUGGACUCUUGUGCCUGGGGCACUCCUGCCGGCUGCUCCUGGUUUUGGAGCUAGGUUUUUAUUCCUGGAGUUUCUUCCUGGAGCACCUUUUCGCCUUUGGCUGGGAAGGCUGUGCUGGUGGCCCAGGCUCUGAACUGUGGCUGAGCAGGCCUGAGUUCGAACUACCACUCAGCCAUGAAGAUCCUUGGUGGACUCUGGACAAAUCCCCCCUCCCCCCACAGCAAGGAUGUGACAAUAAAAGGGAACGGAGCCCCUUGUAGCAGGGCCCCCACUCUCUGAGCUUGUAUGCACACCUGCAGCUUCUGACAGUGCGUUGUGGGCACGCUCACAAAAUGGCUGCCAUGGGGACACACCUGGUCUCAGGACACACAUUUGGCAGUGGCAUUCCAGGAUUUUAAAAUCUCCCCCUGUCCAUGUGUUAAAUGCAAAGGGAAACAUUUAGGAUGGUUCCUCAGCAGCUGCUAAAUGCAGGCCUGCCGCCUCUGGUCAAGGAGGCAGCACAUUGCCAGCGGGGCCGGUAGUCACGGAUCGCCUCCUCCCUCAUGAAUCUGUCCUUGCGUCUGCAGUUAAAAAGCUUCUCAUCCUAAGCUAUUUAUAUGGUACAUAGAAACGAUUUAAGUUUCCUUUUCAAAAUAGAAGUGAGACCUGCCAAAUUGGUUCCCCGAUCAAUUUAAGGUGCAGGAGACUUGCUAUGGAGCCCAGACCAUUCUGGAGUGUGGGGAGGGGGAGGGAAGUGCCCAAAUCUCAGUAAUCCAAGUUACCUGAAGGACUGUUUCCUAUAUGUACCUGCUUCCCCCUAAGCUCACCUUUAGAAGCUCCUCUCUGGGCGUCCCUGCUGAAUAAGGGGAGUGGUAUUCCAGCUGGGAAAGGCUCUUCUCACGGCGGCUGACCUGCUCCUACCUUGAAUGUUUGUUUGGUACCUGGAGAAGACCUUAUUCUCUCUUUCAGCCCUUUAAAUGUGUUUUCCUACCAGAUCUUUGCUGCUGGCUUUUGUUUUCUAUGUGUAAAAAGUAUAAAAGUACAAUGUAUUAUUACA
Messenger RNA from Varanus komodoensis (Komodo dragon), 2278 nucleotides. RefSeq names its product phytanoyl-CoA dioxygenase domain containing 1 (gene PHYHD1). Bases 325 to 1212 code for a protein of 295 amino acids. The transcript has 13 exons. The record is from RefSeq and is a predicted model, not a curated record. NCBI's taxonomy places the organism in Eukaryota, Metazoa, Chordata, Lepidosauria, Squamata, Varanidae.